GAAAUCUGUCCAACUCAGAUGCGGAGAUAUGAUGAAAGCCGUUUCGUAUCUGGGAUGUUCAAAAAUACUCCAAGGGGCUUUUCACGAAUUCUACGCGCAAAAGAAAUUCGUGAAAAGAAGUUUGAGGGAAAAAAGUUAUUAGCAUCAUCACCAUCAUCUGCUAUUGCUAAACGGAAAUCAAAGCAACAUUCAUCGUCGUUACAAGGACAUUUUAGCAGUCGAAUUAAUGCCCAAAUGCGCUCCGAUAUUUUGAAAUCAAUAAAAGAAGAGAGCUCAACAAAAAUCAAAAAGAAGAGAUUUCUCGAAAAAUUCAAACAAAAACGAAAAGAAAAAGAAACAAAAUUGCUAAAAGAAUUAGAGGUUAAAGAUUUCGAUUCAUUCCAAGAUCAUGUAAAGUUUGGAGAAGUGGUUAAUGCGCCUCCAUCGAUCACUGCUAUUCCAAAACAACGAGGAUCUUCUAAAUUGAUAAAAAAUAAUCAAGCGUUCGACAACGACAAACUGCAUCAAAAAAAUAACAGAAAACAUAAAAACCCAGCAAUCAAACGUAUUCUUUCGGUAGAGCGAGAACGAGCUAUUGCACA
Molecule: messenger RNA, 581 nt
Organism: Ambispora leptoticha
Lineage: Eukaryota; Fungi; Glomeromycota; Glomeromycetes; Archaeosporales; Ambisporaceae
Source: the annotation of a GenBank genome assembly